CGAGGCGGACCGCGUCACGCUUUCUGCGACGCGCUUGUUAUUUUUUCGCGAGCAGCUCACUUGGCCGUAACGUGUUUGCCAGCAAAUUCUCACACUUGCUCUUGCUUCUCGAUUAGAUAAAAAAAAUUAAAUUAAAUUUAAAAAAGAUGUCCUUCCACGACGACGAACCGACGGACCUCGGGCUGAGCGGCCAGUCCAAGCUGGAGAGCUUCCUGUUCAGCUGCGAGCUGUCCUCCAAAGUCCCGUUCUACACCUUCCAGGGAGAUGAAGAGGAGGACCUGGAGCACUUCCUCGAGCUCAGGACAGUGUGUCUGGGAGACGGGGCCAAGGAGGAGAGCAACGUGGUGGAGGUCACCGCCAUGAACCACCAGGGAAAGACCACCUCGGUGCCCAUCGCCAACCUUCACAUCGGCUGUCUGCCCAUGGUGAGUCUGGGGGAGUUUGAGCUGAAAGCCCCGGUGACCAUCCGGCUGAAGGCUGGCUCCGGACCGGUCAACGUCAGCGGGCUGCACCUCAUCGCCUCAAACGUUGAAGACUCUGAUCUUUCUGACGACGACGAUGACGACGAGGAAGAGGAGGAAGAGAUAACCCCCAUUAAGCCAGCAAAGAAGAAGCUGAAGCAGUAGGCCCCGAGGUCGCCGAUGGGUGUGUGAUGAGGCCCUCACUCACUCACUCACUCACUCGCCAAUUUGUUUUAAGAAACACCGAUUUUUGUACCAGACGGACACACUUUUGCAGAGUUGCUAGGUCUUCCAUGCAGCCACGUGAGCGUGGCGGCGGCGGCUGAACACGCCGUGGGAGGAAGGAACAUCACGAUGGGGCUCUGAUGUUCUUGCCUCUCUUCUCGUGCUGAGUGGUGUAUUUAACUUGCGCCCAAGACAUUCACUUGUAGAAGAAUAGUUUUUUGCUAUGAAAUGACAACUCUGUUUUGUACUGUACGUGAUGCAGCCACAACCGCUGACGUGGAUUUAUUGCACCAGCGCUGGCGACAUCUGUCUUUUACCUCCAGUGGAUUCUGGUUUUGUUCGACGAUACUGUUCAUGUAGAAGUUUAAAGGUGUGUGCGUGCGCGUGUGUGCGCGCGCGCAUGUGUGAGAACUCUUCAAACAGGGAAAAAGAGUUUUCAGCUGAACGGUGCUGUCUCGGAUGAUUUACAUGCGCUAGUGCAUGCAGAUUAUUAAAUGUUUCACUAAAGUA
Scophthalmus maximus (turbot) is the source of this 1196-nucleotide messenger RNA. It is a transcript of the gene npm3, whose product is annotated as nucleophosmin/nucleoplasmin, 3. Gene Ontology annotation, molecular function: RNA binding; chromatin binding; histone binding. Gene Ontology annotation, cellular component: cytoplasm; nucleoplasm; nucleolus. Gene Ontology annotation, biological process: chromatin remodeling. The record is from RefSeq and is a predicted model, not a curated record. NCBI's taxonomy places the organism in Eukaryota, Metazoa, Chordata, Actinopteri, Pleuronectiformes, Scophthalmidae. The transcript is spliced from 5 exons. Bases 147 to 626 code for a protein of 159 amino acids.